Penicillium hordei is the source of this 1077-nucleotide messenger RNA. RefSeq lists its product as uncharacterized. NCBI's taxonomy places the organism in Eukaryota, Fungi, Ascomycota, Eurotiomycetes, Eurotiales, Aspergillaceae. Bases 1 to 1077 code for a protein of 358 amino acids. The transcript has a single exon. The record is from RefSeq and is a predicted model, not a curated record.
AUGGUGCUUCUAGCCAAAGCCAUUCAGGGUCCGACCCAGAAACACCCAGAGUAUCUCGAUAACAUCCUUGCUACUUUGUGGCUGAUGAUAAUUUACGAACAACGCUACGGGGAUGGAUGUGGAUUGGGUCUGAUCGCACACUUAAAGGGGGCAGCCAUGUUCCUACAGCAUCGAUUGAGUAAUUUGCGCGACCUGUUAGAUCGAAGCUUUUCGGAGGCCGACGAACACUGGCACAUAUCUCCCUUCGCUGGCCGCAUGAUAGUCUGGAUCGCGUUUCUAGACGCGAGCGCCGAGUCACACCAACUCGGGGGUGACUUUAACCGAGCUCUAGGCGCAGCUAUGACCGGAUUGGCGGAAAAUGGAAUCUUAUCUCGACUUCGAGGGUUCACUGCAAUCCAUCGCUACUCGGUAACACUACCUCUUAGCAUCUGGGGGCCAGAGUAUCCGCAAACUCAGUUCCUAGAAGACCUGGAAAGUAGGGAAAUUUUUUAUUGCUAUGGAGAGUGCGGCCAGAUGCGCCACGUGCUGGCUCAAUUAGCCGAUGUAUACGAAAACGACCCGCUACAGAUGGACCCGGUUCCUGUCGCGCGGGGGCUGCACGACAUUGGCCAACGAUAUAGUGAGAUUCUGGGCGCUGCUCGACGGCUGGAUCUGGCUGUCGCCGGGGAUCGAAAGCGUUUUGUGAUUAAUAUUCGCUUUGUCGUGCCUUUCUACCAUGCGGUGUUGCUUUGGUACUUUCGGAUUACCGCCGUUGCCAAGCCAUUCAGAUUUGAGGACAAACAGUGCCGAGCGCUCGAUGAAAUUUUCACCAUAGCAUAUCAGGCUUAUCGAGACGAGGGAGAAACAGCUAUGGCACGUAUUGCGUGGCCAUUAUUCAUGGCUGCAAUAGAAACAGAUGACCUGGCCCAUCAGGACUGGGUGUCGCGACGCUUUUCGCAUCUUCGACACCAAGGGGAAAAUUACCGACGAGCGGAAAAGGCCCUGCUUUUCAUUAUUUCCAACCAACAGAUUCGUAAAGCGCGAGUAGGGCUGGUUUCUGAAUUUCAGUCUGGUAAAUUGGAGCGAUUUAUGAUCUGA